GCGUGAGCCACGCGACCUCUGUUGAAAGCAGCCCUCAGGGCAGCCCUGCUUCUCCUCCUGCCAACAUCGCUACGCUCCAGCCGAGCUCAGACCAAGCCUUUCAAAACGUUAACAUUCCAUCGCAAGUCUACCUCAAUGAGUGGCACAGUGUCAAUGCUGGCGCGCGCAAAACAGCUGCGCGAUGAACAGCACGCGAUCCUCGCCGAAAUCCAGCGCCUCCGAAUUCGGCAUGGCCAGAUAACUCGCGAGCUGUCGUCGCUUCCCUUGAUAAACUCCCUACCGCCAGAGCUCCUCGCCGAAGUCUUCAUGAUCGUCGUCGCGGGCUUGAACCUCGACAGAGCAGGCGCGCUGAUCUGGUAUGUUCUUCAAGUGCCGUGCCAGGUCUGCUCGUACUGGCGGGCGGUCGCGCGCUGCACUCCGGCCCUGUGGUCGCUGCUAGACCUGGACUACAUCAAGGGCAUGGACGACCCGGUCUUGCGUCUGCAGCUGGAACUCUCGGGCACGGCUCCGCUGAAGAUAGUCAGCCGCGGUCAUAAAGCGCGGAAUGUCCGGGCCGUCCUCAGUGGGCUGUCGAGCGCGGAUGCUGCGCGCAUAGCAGACAUCAAAGUCGAAGGGGAUGGUAUUACCCUCCGGGACGUACCUGCCCGUGAGCUUCCCACCCUUGCCUCUGUCGAAGUCAUCCUCUCCCGCAUAUAUGAUGGGCGCGCGCUCGACUUCUUGGCGCACGCGCCUGCGGUGACCCGUCUGUGGCUCACUACGCAGUAUCUUUGCUCGGACCGACAGGUGGAGAGAAACACCAGUUUCCCUGAUCUCAAAGUGCUCAGUUUCGCCAAUCUCACCCACCUGUCGAUCUUCAUUCACAAUGGACUUCCCAUCUCUACACUCUUCCCCGCGAUCUCGCGUUUCGCACCCUCGCUAUACGACUUCCAGAUGACGGCAAACUGCCCCCUCAUGUGGCCGGAGAAGGCUGCGACCACCAUCUAUGACCUCCCCGCGCUGCGCCAUCUCAUCCUCGACAUGUACACGCACAAACUCCUCACCCACAUCACUGCUCCCGCUCUGGAGGAGGUCAUCGUCGGCGGGCUGGAGUUCGCGAGCGGAGACCCGAUGGCGUCCCUCCUGAACCUCCUCGAGCGCUCGAACGAGCUGCCCAUCCGCGAGUUCAAGCUGAUGGAGCCGGUGGACACGAGCUUGGACACUAUCCUGCGCUGCUUCAAGCGCAUGCCGCACAUCCGCAGGCUAUGUCUGGAGCAGGCACCGUAUAUGAUGGAGCUAAUGGAGGCGCUGGUGUGCGUGAAGAACAAGCCGCCGCUGCUGCCGGAACUCGAGUCGCUCUUCAUGCAAUUCCUGCCUGAUUCGAUGGAUGGGAUGCCUGCAGGUCCGGCGGUCGAGACGGCGAUCAAGCGGCUGCUUCGUUCGCGACAGGACCCCCGUGUAUGCGCAGGACGCGCUGUGGCGGUACUUCGGGAGUUGACGACGGAUGUUCGCUGAAGUUGAAGCCCCCUACAGACUCAGUAUGCUACUUUUUUUGGUCGUUCCGCAUUCAUUGUCACAGAUAAAGAGCUCGAAAUCUUGCAAUGGCACACCGCACCCUGUCAUUUACACACCUACCACUCGUUGUGAGCAAGUCGAACAUCAGAAUCAUAUAACAAGACAUAGUCGCAUAGACUGUAUGUAAGUAUACAAUGAAGAGUACAUUUUGUGUCCUAA
Messenger RNA from Schizophyllum commune H4-8, 1710 nucleotides. RefSeq lists its product as uncharacterized. The transcript has a single exon. The record is from RefSeq and is a predicted model, not a curated record. Lineage: Eukaryota; Fungi; Basidiomycota; Agaricomycetes; Agaricales; Schizophyllaceae. Bases 136 to 1491 code for a protein of 451 amino acids.